Messenger RNA from Bolinopsis microptera, 2387 nucleotides. Its product is annotated as forkhead box protein B1-like. Gene Ontology annotation, molecular function: RNA polymerase II cis-regulatory region sequence-specific DNA binding; DNA-binding transcription factor activity, RNA polymerase II-specific. Gene Ontology annotation, biological process: anatomical structure morphogenesis; cell differentiation; regulation of transcription by RNA polymerase II. Lineage: Eukaryota; Metazoa; Ctenophora; Tentaculata; Lobata; Bolinopsidae. The record is from RefSeq and is a predicted model, not a curated record. Bases 160 to 1497 code for a protein of 445 amino acids. The transcript is spliced from 4 exons.
AGUACCACUUCUUUCAAAUUAUCGAGCAUCACUUAUAUCCGUCACAUCUUUUUGAUUCGCAAAUCUCGGCAGCGAGUUUUUCUAGUUUGAUACUUUGCAACUGUCACCACCACUUGUCGUCACCACUUGUCGUCACCACUUGUCGUCACCACACUUGAAAUGUUGCCGUCAGCUCUGAUCCACCGGGCAGCGGGAUAUCCUAAUCUAGCAGGAUAUCUCCCGGCCUCCUAUUAUCCCUUCCUUUAUUCACAGGAGGAGCAGCUGGCCCUAUCACUUUACACUCGGAGACUAGAACGGGAACAACCCACCAAACCCCCAUACUCCUACAUAGCUCUUAUUGCCAUGGCGAUACAAUCUUCUGCGGAGAAGAAACUCACCCUUGCAGGGAUAUACCAGUACAUCAUGGAUAGGUUCCCAUUUUACAGGCAGAAUAAACAGGGUUGGCAGAAUAGCAUCCGACACAACCUGUCCCUGAACGACUGUUUUGUGAAGGUACCACGUGAUAAGAACGAUCCUGGUAAAGGUAACUACUGGGCUCUGGACUCUGCCUGUGUGGACUUGUUCGAGAACGGGAACUUCAGGAGACGGAGGAGACGUGUUAAAGGACCUAAAUGUUCAAGUGGAGACGAGGUAGACGUUGUUGGAGACAACAACUCCACAGGGAGCCCUGAACCGGAUCAGGGCGGUACCUUCACCCCCACCUCCACCAAAUCCCCCUGUCCUAGAUCCCUCCUGAAACUCUCCGACCUGACUCCCAAACAGUCCGGUUACAGGCUCUCCUCUAACGGCUUCAGAUCAGGAGGGACCAGUGAACCUGUUUCAGUCCUCCUCAACUCCUCCUCCUAUCCCACCUCAGAACUACUACACACCAAAGCAGAGCAACGAAACAACGCAGCAAACAACAGGCACUUCCCAACUAGAACAAGUGUUCUGGACAACUCUUAUGUUCCGGGCCCGUAUACUGUGACCAUGGCGACCAGCUGCAGGUCCCCGGAAAUGGGGAGCAAGCCGUUAACUCCUCCAGUCACUCCCAUGUCAACCGGGUCUCCUGUUACCAUGGCAACCAGCUCGCCUGUAACACCCCUUACCGGGACUCAACGAGAUAAACUGUUCCAUACCCCGACUCCCAAAUCGUUCAGUAUUGCGGACCUGUUGGCCCCUGAAAGCCGGCCCAGGAUCUCGGGGGACUCCAAACCAACUCUCCAACUACAGACCUCUCCAAAGCAAGCCUCUCCCGGGGUAGCUGAGGAGGAGAUGAGAAGACCAACUCCAGAGAUCUCCACUAAUCGUUUGAUAAAAAGUCCGGUCCCAGUGCCGUGUCAAGACAACCCUGUCAGAACAGCAACUCCGACCGACCAGAUGAAAUUAGAACAUCUCCACCGGUCAGCGGGAGGAAAACACCAGAGACAAGCUUUGGACAUGCAGUACGAGCAGACCAACAGAAACAUCAACUAUCUGAGGUCCUUUCUUCUCGCUCAAAGGUUGAAUACUUUGUAGAUAAACUGUCCCCCAUCAAAGAAUUCCGUCCAGUCUUUUUAGAAUUAUUUUAGGUUGAUAGAUAAUAAUCAUAAUUGCUUAAUUGUUAAUUUAUUGUUUCCAUAAUGUGUAAAUUAUUUGAAAUUUCCAUACGUUAUCAAAAUUAUUUAUUUUAAAUUUAAGUUAUUUUCAUCCUGUCUGUAGUGGGCAGAAUCAAAUGCAUGGUAAGAACGUUUUGUAAAAAUUUCAUCUAAUUUGAAUUCUAAACGGUAAUUUUCGUUACCCUAGAAAUAUUACAUAUUCUGAUCGACUAAAGUUCAGUUUUUCAAUCAGAUUUUGUCUCUUAUAAAGCUUCAUUAAUUUUCAUUAUGAUUUAAACAUUUUUUAGUGAGAAGGCCUUAUAAUCUAUUCUAGAACUUAAACAACAAUAGAAAUAAAGUCUCUAGAACUUUCUUGAAAAAUCCCAACCUUUAGUAUUACAACUAUACUGAUAAGUAUAUAUAUUGAUGUUUUCUGAUAUCAUUGUUUACCGCCGAUAGAUACAAAACAUUUUGUUCAUAAGCAUCUCUAUAAGUCACUCUACAUCGAUAGUUGUUAAAUUUAAACAGAGAUAUAGCCCACAGUGAGAAAACUAAAGAGAACUUUUAACUCUCAACUCUGUUUUUUAUAAGUACUUUCACUUAGAAUAAAAGAAAUGUGAGCAUGCGAGAGGGGAUAAAGAGAAUGUAGCUGCGGUUUUACUUUAGAUAAUAGAAUAAUAGAAAGUAUAAAAACACAGCCCGGCUAGUAACAGUCCGGCUAGUAACGCUUCAAUCACGGUAUUGAUAGAGAUUAUAUCAAUCUUUUUAAAACUUUAUAAGAUUUAGUUGUUUGUAAUAAUUUAUUUGAUAUUAAGCCGUAUCAAAAUGGAC